Phacochoerus africanus (Common warthog) is the source of this 1816-nucleotide messenger RNA. RefSeq names its product BRISC and BRCA1 A complex member 2 (gene BABAM2). The coding region runs from base 147 to 1097 and encodes 316 amino acids. Gene Ontology annotation, biological process: double-strand break repair. The record is from RefSeq and is a predicted model, not a curated record. Lineage: Eukaryota; Metazoa; Chordata; Mammalia; Artiodactyla; Suidae. Gene Ontology annotation, cellular component: BRCA1-A complex; BRISC complex. The transcript has 11 exons.
GGGACGUCCGGGGGGCGCGCACGCAUCCGGCCCGCGGUGCGCGCGCAGGUUGGUGCGUCGGUCGGGGGCGCGCUCGGGUAACCUGUACCCCACGUAGUCGCCGGUUACCGAUCGGACUAAGCUCCAGUGGUGAUUUGCAAGUCAGAAUGUCCCCAGAAGUGGCCUUGAACCGAAUUUCUCCAAUGCUCUCCCCGUUCAUAUCUAGCGUGGUCCGUAAUGGAAAAGUGGGACUAGAUGCUACCAACUGUUUGAGGAUAACGGACUUGAAGUCUGGCUGCACAUCCUUGACUCCUGGACCCAACUGUGACCGGUUUAAAUUGCACAUACCAUACGCUGGAGAGACCUUAAAAUGGGAUAUCAUUUUCAAUGCCCAAUAUCCAGAGCUGCCUCCCGAUUUUAUCUUCGGAGAAGAUGCUGAGUUCCUGCCAGACCCCUCGGCUCUGCAUAACCUUGCCUCCUGGAAUCCAUCAAAUCCUGAAUGUCUCUUACUUGUGGUGAAGGAACUUGUGCAACAGUAUCACCAAUUUCAAUGCAGCCGUCUCCGUGAGAGCUCCCGCCUCAUGUUUGAAUACCAGACAUUACUGGAAGAGCCGCAGUAUGGAGAGAACAUGGAAAUUUAUGCUGGGAAAAAGAACAACUGGACGGGUGAAUUUUCAGCUCGUUUCCUUUUGAAGCUGCCAGUGGAUUUCAGCAAUAUUCCCACAUACCUGCUCAAGGAUGUGAAUGAAGACCCGGGAGAAGAUGUGGCCCUCCUUUCUGUCAGCUUCGAGGACACUGAAGCCACUCAGGUGUACCCCAAGUUGUACUUGUCACCCCGAAUUGAACAUGCACUUGGAGGCUCCUCAGCUCUUCACAUCCCAGCUUUUCCAGGAGGAGGAUGUCUCAUUGAUUAUGUUCCUCAAGUGUGCCACCUGCUCACCAACAAGGUGCAGUAUGUGAUUCAAGGCUACCACAAAAGACGAGAGUACAUUGCCGCUUUCCUCAGUCACUUUGGCACGGGUGUCGUGGAAUACGAUGCAGAAGGCUUUACAAAACUCACUCUGUUGCUGAUGUGGAAAGAUUUUUGUUUUCUUGUACACAGUGACAGCUGCGCUUAAGUCCGUGAACAUUUAAGCAUAUUCUUUGUGACAAACACCAUCUGAAUACUAAAGUUAUGGGGCUGCAUGGGACAUGUUCAUUUUCCAAAAGAACUCACAGUCUACUCAGAUGCCCUGUGAUUUUUCCCAGCGAACACUUCUUUUUUUUAAUAUCUCUUUGGCUGUGCUCGUAUUCUUUUUUUUUUUUUUCCAUUUGGGCAUAGCUUGGAAACCUCAUGUGUCUUGUCAACUGUCUCCUAAGUCAGACAAAUUAAAAGGAUUUGCAAAGUGUACCCUUCAGCUCUUGUUUGGUGGAGACCUCAGAACUGAAUCGGAGUCUCAGCGAAGCAUCUCCGAAUGGCAUGGCCUUUGUCGGAUGCUGGAAGACUGAAGUGGGCCACGCCUUCUGUUCAAACUGUUCCACCGCAGUCAGUCAGGGAGAAGGUGAAACCCAUUUCGAUGGGACAGGGCUGGAACCCUUAUUUAUAAGAAGAUGAGCACAUGCGCAGUUGGCCUCCCACCAAGAGGACCGGAGACUUCAAAAGACCCGUUCUUCUGUGAGGUGAACAGCCCGGGAUUGCGGGCUCAGCAGAGUCCACAGAGAGUAAACAAAGGAGAUUGUCCGCUCUCGUGUUCCAAGACCGUUUAUGCCAACAGCAGUCAUUGUUUCCAUUAUUCCAGAGAUCAUGGGGGCUGCAGAAAAGCAACCCGAUCAGAAAAAAAAAAUAAUUGCUUCUUGA